AAUAACUACCAACAUCCAUAAAACACCAAUUAUAACUACUUUCUUCUUCUUCUUCUUCUUCUUCAAUGCAUUGGCAUCCAAUGAAAGACACAACUUUUAAUGUUCCCCUUCCUUCAUAAUCACGCUCUCUUUUCUUUUAAAAAACCCUAAUCUCUAUCUAAUUCCUUUCUCUUGUCUUCACUUGACUAAACUCAUAAAAUAACUGCCCCCUUUUUCUUUAAUGGCAGAUCUCAACCCCAAAUCUGAGAUUUCCUUCGCUGAGAUCUUUCUAUGUAGUGCAUUCGCUGCUUGUUUUGCCGAGUUCUGCACCAUUCCUUUGGACACUGCCAAAGUUAGGCUUCAGCUCCAAAGGAAAGCUUCUACUGGGGAUGGCGGAAGUAUAUCUAAAUAUAGGGGUUUACUUGGUACUGUGGCUACUAUUGCUAGGGAAGAAGGUAUAACAGCACUAUGGAAGGGCAUAACUGCAGGAUUACAUCGCCAGUUUAUUUAUGGAGGUUUAAGGAUUGGAUUAUAUGAACCUGUGAAAACAUUUUUGGUUGGCAGUGAUUUUGUUGGAGUUAUUCCUUUAUACCAGAAGAUACUUGCAGCUUUGAUAACAGGCGCUGUAGCAAUCACAGUUGCUAAUCCAACUGAUCUUGUUAAAGUUCGCCUGCAAGCUGAAGGAAAAUUGCCAGUUGGGGUGCCUGGACGAUAUGCUGGAGCUCUGAAUGCAUAUUUUACUAUUGCAAAACAGGAAGGACUAGGGGCCUUGUGGACUGGACUUGGGCCUAACAUAGCGCGAAAUGCUAUUAUAAAUGCUGCUGAACUAGCCAGUUAUGAUCAAGUGAAACAGACAAUUCUGCAAAUUCCAGGGUUCAUGGACAAUGCUUUUACUCAUCUCGUAGCUGGCCUUGGUGCAGGACUUUUUGCUGUCUGUAUCGGUUCUCCAAUCGAUGUUAUGAAAUCUAGAAUGAUGGGAGAUUCAUCAUACAAAAGCACUCUUGACUGUUUCAUCAAAACACUGAAGAAUGAGGGAUUUUUUGCCUUUUAUAAAGGCUUCCUCCCAAAUUUUGGUCGUCUGGGAUCUUGGAAUGUUAUUAUGUUUUUGACUCUUGAGCAGGUAAAGAGAAUAUUCACCAGGGAAAUGUACAAUGACUGAUGAGUUUCCAUAAGUAAGGAAACAUGCACCUUGUUCGACGUUUUGCUUCUCCAACUAUUGGCAUUGGUGAUUUUUUCCACCACAAAUAAGGUUUCCCUCUGCUCAUUCUUUUCCACUUGGUUAAAUUGGGAAGAAUCUCCAUAUGACAAACACACUAAGAGUUGAUCUAUUGGAAGGUAUUCUUCUGUCGGAUUUACAAGUUUCCUUCUCGUUCAACCUGGAAGCGAUGCUAUAUCAUCACAAUUGUAUUUCAAAGUGCCUUUCUUUGCAACUGAAAGAGACUCUACAUCCUCACACCUUAAUUCAAAUGUGCUAAAGCUAUGGUCUAGUAGAAAAGCAUGUCCCAUUCUUGUAAUAUCAUGCAGUACUUGGUUAAGCUGAUAAAAUUUGUUAAGCGUCUGUAUAGAGAACAAACGAUAAUAGUCUCAGCCAAUGUCUCUUCAUGUUCCAAUUGUAGGGAUUUACUGUAAUAUCAAUAAUAAUUUCUUUCAAUUGUUUCUGAA
Messenger RNA from Ricinus communis (castor bean), 1641 nucleotides. RefSeq names its product mitochondrial uncoupling protein 2. Gene Ontology annotation, biological process: mitochondrial transmembrane transport; mitochondrial transport. NCBI's taxonomy places the organism in Eukaryota, Viridiplantae, Streptophyta, Magnoliopsida, Malpighiales, Euphorbiaceae. The coding region runs from base 221 to 1138 and encodes 305 amino acids. The record is from RefSeq and is a predicted model, not a curated record. Gene Ontology annotation, cellular component: mitochondrial membrane. Gene Ontology annotation, molecular function: oxidative phosphorylation uncoupler activity. The transcript has 9 exons.